This is a messenger RNA of Saitoella complicata NRRL Y-17804, 2638 nucleotides long. RefSeq lists its product as uncharacterized. NCBI's taxonomy places the organism in Eukaryota, Fungi, Ascomycota, Saitoellomycetes, Saitoellales, Saitoellaceae. The coding region runs from base 134 to 2629 and encodes 831 amino acids. The transcript has 12 exons. The record is from RefSeq and is a predicted model, not a curated record. Gene Ontology annotation, cellular component: nucleus. Gene Ontology annotation, biological process: DNA-templated transcription; positive regulation of transcription from RNA polymerase II promoter by galactose. Gene Ontology annotation, molecular function: zinc ion binding; DNA-binding transcription factor activity, RNA polymerase II-specific; RNA polymerase II cis-regulatory region sequence-specific DNA binding.
GGCCGGGUGAAAAGAAGAUUAAGAUUGUUGGAUACGUAAUGGAGGUCUUGGGGCCGUAAAGCGUACUCGCGUUCGCCGGCUGGAGUAUAUAAAGACUGUAGGAUCCGCUUUUGGCGCGACAGAGUAGAACCCAAUGACAUCGGACUUUGGCAUGGCUAGUCACUCUAAGCCUAUCGAUGGAACCAUCGAUGGACCCUUCGACACACCCUCUCCUACUUCAGCACCAGCGACGCCGAUCGCUCAGGACAAUGAGACCGCUGGAGGUGCGAUUCGACAGCGUUCUCGUAUUUCCCAUGCCUGCGAUGCUUGUAAGGAGCGGAAGAGGAGAUGCUCCGGCGAGCGCCCCGUCUGCGUUCACUGUCGUUGUUACGGUCUCAACUGCGUCUACUCCUCACGUCGCAGGGACAAUCGCCAAGGUGAACUCGCUGUGCUGAGGGAUAAGACGGAGAUGUUGGCAGAUAUGAUGCUCCGGGCGUUGCCUGCCGUCCGUGAUCCCAUUCUUCAAGCAGCAAUGCAAAAGGUCCUCGAUGCGAACCAAACAUCGGCCGCUCAGACAACGUCCAUCCCGGAGGAAGAGCUCGGUGGUGAUUCGCCUCGCGAAGAUCCGGAUCUUGACCAUACGGAGGAAGAGUUACUCUUCGACUUGAACACCAUCCGGAUUUCGCAGCCUGAGGGUUACUUGGGUCCGUCACACCCUACUGCGAUCUUGAGACCGUUAGUAAACGAAGUUGCGCCGCACUAUAAGCACACGGUUGGUUAUGUGCUUGGCUUUGGUACGGAUGAUCUCAAGGAUGCUGAGUGGUCGGAUCAGAGUGUUAAUCCACUGGAACUUCCGUCGAGAGAAGAAGCGGAUAAUCUCAUUACAGUGUAUUUCUCUCACCUUCACUGUCUUUACCCCAUCCUCUGGCGUCCUCGAUUUCUGUACGAGUACAUGAGCUUUUGGAGCAAUGACAGACGUGUCACUUUCUCCGAUAACAACAAUUGGCUUUCAAUCCUCAACAUGGUCUUCUCCAUCGGGUCGCUUUACAGCAUAGCUGUAUCCGACAACCCAGAUCAGAACAAGCCGUUAAUCUACUUCAAGCGUGCACAAUCAUUCUCGAUGAACAUGUUUGCGGUUGGAAAUCUCGAGACGGUUCAGUGUUAUCUGCUCAUGGCCUGGUUCUUGAAUGCUAUGGGUAUGAACAACAAGGCAUAUACUAUCUUAGGAACAGUGAUUCGGAUGGCUGAAGCGAUUGGACUUCAUGUCAAGUCAUCUCGUUCUGGGAUUGAUCCUGUUUUAUUGGAAACACGCAGGCGCGUCUGGCAUUGCAUACUUGUCUUCGAGCGAACGCUCGAACUUAUGCUCGGACGACCUAUUAGCAGUCCUAGCCAUUUCUUCAAUUCGGAACUUCCGGUGGAGGUAGAUGAAGAAUGGUUCGAAGGUUCACAAGCCCUUCGUGGUGCAGGACAGCCGAGAUUUAAACCUUCCCGUGUUGGAUACCUCGUUGAAGCUUACAAACUGUCGAGGAUCACGGAGGAGGUCAUGGACAAGCUUUACUCCGCUGUCGCGUUAACCGUUCCGUGGAGCUUGUAUGAGAUCUCGGUCGCCGACUUAGGGAACCAGAUCGUGAGUUGGAAAAGCUUGCUUCCCUUUCAUCUUCGCUUUGAUGAUCAAUAUCGUACGGGUGAUCCUGAUGGGAUUUUCCUCCGUCAAAGGAACGCAUUGGCACUUCGCUACCACAACGUACGCAUGUUGAUCUUCAGGCGGUCUAUCAACAGAGCUUUACGCCGCGGAAAAGAUGCCCAAGGCCAGCACGAUUACGUUCGUACACGUCCGAAGCUGGACAUGACUGACUUCGCCUUUCGCGAGUGUGUCAAUGAAGCAAUGCAUGUUGGUCUCAUGUUCCAUGACGCGCAUGUGAAAACAAAGCAGAUGUUUUUGGAGCACGCAUGGUGGGAAGCGCGUUCCACGAUAAUCACUGCCGCUUCAAUUCUUGCCCUGGUUUGCAGAGCAGGCACACAAGGCAUCGUUAAUCUUGACGGAGAUGCUAUCACGAAAGACAAGAUUCGAGAGAGUCUGGAAUAUCUCAAGGACGCUGUUGAAGCAUUGAGUCUCGACUCCCUCACGUGUGCAGAGAGGACGAAGGAGAUCGUCCUAUGUCUCAUCAGGUUGGCCGAUGGAGAUACGAAUGCUCUAUUUGACUCCAAUGAGGUCUUAAUGUAUACUCCGAGCGACACAGAAAACUCAAGAGCCGAGACCGAAUCGUGGUCCAGAGCGACUCAUGAGGUCUCACAGUCACCCGACUUCGACUUGUUCAAAGUACGUGCAGGCAUAGAUUACGGUGUGGGCAUAAGCAUGCAGAAAUCGGCUACGAACCAAGGACAAAUGCCCAGUGCGGGAGAUUACAGGUGGGUCAAUCAAGAAGUAGGGCUUCAGCAAGGGUCAUCUGAGGAAGGCGUGUCACUAAGGACAACCAUGUCGGCCAUGGAAGAUCAAAGACAAGUGUGGGCCCCGCCCUCUGCCUUCACAGUCGACGUUUUUGGGCUACCCAUGCUAUACGACAAUCCAGUGUGGACGGUUCAUCAGCAAUACCGGAGUCAGAAGGAAGGGCCAAGCGGCGGACCACAGGGUCAAGACGCAGACUGUUGAUGACAGGGG